UGGCAGUCCUGCCCCGUCAUUCGCUUUUGACAAGUGUCAACGACUUGUAAAGUAAAGUUUUGUGAUAUAAUCUACAAAUUUUAUUCGUAGUUUUAAGGGUUCAAACUAAAUAGAAAGAUAUUCGAGAAAGAUGGGCGAGCAACAGUUCGAUUGCGCGUUGGACCUGAUGAGGCGGCUGCCGCCCCAGGAGAUCGAGAAGAACCUGAUCGACCUGAUUGAUCUGGUGCCGAGCCUCUGUGAGGAUCUGCUCUCAUCCGUUGACCAGCCUUUGAAAAUUGCCAAAGAUAAGGAAAUGCAUAAGGAUUAUCUACUAUGUGAUUACAACAGGGAUGGUGAUUCAUACAGGAGUCCCUGGUCCAACACUUAUGACCCGCCAUUGGAAGAUGGCUCAAUGCCCUCGGAACGCCUUAGGAAAUUAGAACUGGAUGCUAAUAAUGCCUUCGACAUGUACAGGGACAUGUACUUUGAAGGCGGUGUGUCCUCUGUUUACUUUUGGGAUUUGGAGCACGGCUUUGCUGGCGUUAUUCUCAUCAAGAAGACUGGGGAUGGUAGUAAAAGGAUCAAAGGCUGCUGGGACUCUAUACAUGUGGUGGAGGUGCAGGAGAAGAGUUCUGGGCGCACGUCGCAUUACAAAAUGACGAGCACCGUUAUGCUGUGGCUGCAGACAAAUAAACAGGGCUCUGGCACAAUGAAUUUGGGCGGAAGUCUGACGAGACAAAUUGAGCAGGAUGCGCCUGUGAACGACGUGAAUCCGCAUAUAGCGAACAUCGGGAAGAUGGUCGAGCAGAUGGAGAACCAAAUCAGAAACACGCUGAAUGAAAUCUACUUCAGCAAGACUAAGGACAUCGUGAACAGCUUAAGGUCAGUGCAGCCGCUGACGGAGACGAGGCAACAGCAGGCCCUGAAGCAAGACUUGGCGGCGGCGUUACAGCGUCGGAACAAGACCGACAACUGAUCCGAAGCCGAAUAUUACGAUUAUUAUUAUUAAUCCAUUACUACUACUACUACUAUUACUAUUACUACUAUUAUCAUUAUUAUAUAUUUUUUUAAAUUUACAUUAUACACACACACACACAACACCCAAACACAGACAGACAGACAUAAACAUAGAAGUAAAAAGGGAUACGAAAACAAAGAAACAAACAUCUUGAGGAUAAUAUAAUAAGGGCAAACAGAAGUUUUGCCUUGAACAUGUUAAAGGAUUUAUGCGGUAGAUAUAGAUAGGAACACAGAUUAUCAUUACUUUCUUUAACCUUCUUUGAUAUCAUAAACUUUUGUUUUUAAAAUGGGUCGCCUGCUUUUCUUUAUCCUGAAUAAUCGGGCGCCUGACUUGUUGCAAUUUAUAUUUAUUCGUUCCAUUUAUUAUUAAUUAAUUAAUUAAUAUUACACGAUUUUUUUUUACUUGAUAUUUUUAAGCACACUCUGAUCAACGAAACUGAUUUUUUUUUGUUUUGUUUCUCUCUUAACAAAAUUCGUUUGUUUUCG
Nicrophorus vespilloides is the source of this 1485-nucleotide messenger RNA. RefSeq names its product F-actin-capping protein subunit beta (gene cpb). Gene Ontology annotation, cellular component: cytoplasm; F-actin capping protein complex. NCBI's taxonomy places the organism in Eukaryota, Metazoa, Arthropoda, Insecta, Coleoptera, Silphidae. Gene Ontology annotation, molecular function: actin filament binding. The record is from RefSeq and is a predicted model, not a curated record. Gene Ontology annotation, biological process: negative regulation of filopodium assembly; actin cytoskeleton organization; cell morphogenesis. The transcript is spliced from 5 exons. The coding region runs from base 131 to 955 and encodes 274 amino acids.